GCGAUUGCCUCCUUUUCUCCGUUUUCCUGCACGAUGGCAUUCUUCAAAUAUCUCCGCUCUGUUAAGAACGGGCUUAUCCUCUUCUCAGCUCCGCUUCUUCUUCUCCCACUGCCUCUAGUGAUCGGGACGUCGGAGGCAGAAUGUGCCUAUGUGAUAGUCUUGAUGGCGGUGUACUGGUGCACAGAGGUCCUACCACUGGCUGUAACGGCUCUCCUCCCAGCCCUCCUUUUUCCCCUGUUUGGCAUCAUGCAAUCCAAAGACGUGUGUAUGCAGUACCUGAAGGACACAAACUUGUUGUUUGUGGGGGGGCUGAUGGUUGCGGUUGCUGUGGAGCACUGGAAUCUGCACAAGCGCAUCGCCUUGAGGGUGCUGCUCUUUGUUGGUGUGCGUCCAGCGCUUUUGAUGUUGGGUUUCAUGGGUGUGACAGCCUUCUUGUCCAUGUGGAUCAGUAACACGGCUACCACAGCCAUGAUGGUGCCUAUUGUCCAAGCCGUGCUGGAACAGCUCAACAACAGUGAUGCAGAAAUACCUCAGAUCCUCAGCUCAGAGGAGCAGGUUCAGACAUCAGAGCCGGACAGCAAACAGCCUCCACAGACAGAGAAACAGAGUGAGGGACAAGGCCCAGUGGUGGUGACUUUCUUAGAUGCUGCAGUGGAGGCUGCCAGGCAUAGGGAGGCAGCAGAAAGGCGGAAAAUGUGUAAAGGAAUGACCCUAUGUGUUUGUUAUGCUGCCAGCAUCGGAGGCACUGCCACACUGACAGGAACUGGUCCCAAUCUUGUGCUCAAGGGCCAAAUGAACCAACUGUUCCCUCAAAAUGAAGAUGUGAUUAACUUUGCCUCCUGGUUUGGCUUUGCCUUCCCCAACAUGAUCCUCAUGCUCACACUGGCCUGGCUUUGGCUUCAGUUUGUCUUCAUGGGAUUCAAUUUUAAGAAGACAUGGGGCUGUGGGGCUGUGAAGACAGAGAAGGAGAUUGCUGCCUAUAAUGUGAUCCGUGAGCAGCACCGUCUGCUGGGGGCCAUGUCCUUUGGAGAGAUCAGUGUCCUGGGUCUCUUCACUCUGCUGGUGGUAAUGUGGUUCACAAGGGAUCCAGGCUUUGUCGAUGGCUGGGCGACGGAUAUCUUCAACUCCAAAGCAGAGUAUGUGACAGAUGCCACCGUGGCAAUCUUCAUUGCUGUCCUUCUCUUUGUACUGCCCUCUAAGCCCCCACGUUUCUUUUCAUGGAGGACUCAAAGUUUUGACACAGUACCCCAUCAAACCGCUGGCCCAACUCCACCUCUGCUCACCUGGAAAGUUGCCCAAAAGAAGAUGCCAUGGGGCAUUGUGCUCCUUCUUGGAGGAGGUUUUGCUUUGGCCAAGGGCAGUGAAGAAUCAGGACUCUCAAAGUGGAUGGGUGAUCAAAUGACUCCCCUGCAAAAUAUCCCUCCCUGGGCAAUUGCUAUCAUUUUAUGCCUACUGAUUGCUACCUUCACUGAGUGCACUAGUAAUGUGGCCACAGCAACGCUCUUCCUACCUGUCUUGGCCUCAAUGUCUCAGUCCAUUGGAAUCAAUCCAUUGUACGUCAUGGUGCCUUGUACUUUGAGUGCCUCAUUCGCCUUCAUGCUGCCUGUUGCUACGCCUCCAAAUGCCAUAGUCUUCUCUUACGGAUACCUCAAGGUUGCUGACAUGGCCAGAACAGGAAUAGUCAUGAACAUCAUUGGCAUCCUGUGUAUUACACUGGCCAUCAACAGCUGGGGCAAGGCCAUGUUUAACCUGGACUCCUUCCCUGUCUGGGCCAAUGCCACUGGAGUGUGAGCCUGGAUCUACCAAAGGAGAUGAUCCAUGCAAACCCUGCCCUCCCUGUCCACAAGUGCCACGCAAAGAGCUCUGGUCAGAGCAACAGCGUAGGACCACACAGUGGACUGCAUGCGUCUGAUUGCUGUUAGGAUACAAGCCCCACAGGGCUUGUUUUCUUUGACACCUGAGUAUUGUUUGUGAAAGAAAGUGGUUAUGAAUAUGAAUGGGAAUGGAAGAAGAGUGGAAGAAGGAUUAAAAUCUUUUUUUUUCAAUUUACAUUGUAUCAUAAUGAAGUCACACUUUAUGCUCAUAAAACAGUAUGACAUAAUUCAUACUCUCAUUAUUUAUUUGCUUAAAUUAAGAGACUCCUUCUAAGAGACUCCAGUCAAUUCUAGAGACACCAUUCAAGUCAAUUCUUUUUGUAUAUCAAGGGAAAUCAAAGGAAGAUAACAUAGCACGAACAUAACUUUUACAACACAUUUACCCAAGUCCACCAAUCCAAAGUACAGUUUUGAGGUACUUGUACUUUACUUAAGGAUUUACAUAUUUUGCCACUUCUGCUUUUACUUAAGUUACACUUCAGAGGGAAAUAUUGUCCUUUUUUAUUUAUCUUACAGCUGUAGUUACUAGUUACUUUUCACAUUAAGAUUUUGCAUUGAAAACAUAUCAGUUUAAAAAAAAAAAUAUGAUACAUUUUUACAGAUUAAACUACCCAACUGCAUACGGAGUUGUUAUAAUUAGCCCCCACCUCAACCAGAUGCUACAUUAAAAUCCAUGUAACUGUAAAUAUAAUAGUAAUAAUCCAACAACAUUACAUAUAAUAAUAUGACAAGGGUAGUCCCAGUACCUACUUGUAUGCUCUACUUUUGAUACAUUUUUGUGUCAAUAUUUCUGUACUUUCACUUAAGUAAAAUAUUGACUGCAAGUCUUUUACUUGCAAUGGAGUAUUUUUAAAUCAUAGUUUUACAACUUUUACUUAAGUAAAAUACUUCUUCCACUGCCAGUUCUAAGUGCUGAAUUUUACAUGCGCAUCUCUGAAAACAAAUUCAUACUAACAAAGACUGUGAGUUAGGUGAUCUAUUUUGGUAUUUAAUAGCAGAGACCAGACUACAAGUAAACGUGUUUUUCCCCCUUGCAUCCUAAUCAACCCCUACAUUGACCUGUAUAUAUAUGAGGGGAUAUGAUACUUCCAGCAUCAGUUGAACUUUGAAAUCUAUCAUCAAUACAAAAGUAAGAACUUUGUGUCUGGCUUGUACAAACAUACCGACUUAUCGUACUGUAAACACAUUUUUAAUAUUUUGGUCAAUAAAGUAUGUGACGACACUGUGAAAUGUCUCACUGCAAUACUGAAUUCUGUCUGAAUUGCA
Molecule: messenger RNA, 3140 nt
Organism: Xiphias gladius (swordfish)
Lineage: Eukaryota; Metazoa; Chordata; Actinopteri; Istiophoriformes; Xiphiidae
Gene: slc13a5b
Product: solute carrier family 13 member 5b
Exons: 12
Coding region: 34-1791 (585 amino acids)
Biological process (GO): monoatomic anion transmembrane transport; citrate transport
Cellular component (GO): membrane
Molecular function (GO): sodium:dicarboxylate symporter activity; citrate transmembrane transporter activity; succinate transmembrane transporter activity
Source: RefSeq, a predicted model, not a curated record